AUGCGCCAGAACUCGAGGAGGUGGCACGGGCAACGAAAGGACUUAAGAACUGGAAGGCACGGCCAUGACUCCCUCCCUGCCGAGCCGCUCAAGAUCGAUGACGACAAACCCUUCGUCCUGGGAGACCUCCAGACCAUCCUCGUCAACGUGUGGAAAGUAGGAGAUAUUCCGCGAGAGUGGAAGGAUGCAACCAUCAAGGUGCUGUUCAAGAAGGGUGACCGGUCCAACUGUAACAACUACAGGGGGAUUUCGCGACUAUCUCACGUAGGCAAGGUCCCCAUCAAGAUCAUUACCAACCGUCUAAGCGCCUUCUGCGAAGCCAACAACAUCCUCCCGGAGGAACAGUGCGGAUUUCGACCCAGGCGAUCCACUGUCGACAUGCUGUUCGUCGUGCGCCGCCUCCAGGAGCUGAGGCGGAGAAAGAAAAUACUGCUCCCCAUGUGCUUCUUCGACUUUAAAAAGGCGUAUGAUUCGGUGGACCGAGAGAUGCUACGGAAGGUGCUGGCCAGGGCCGGGAUCCCCGCGAAGCUGAUCGAAGNGCCGAUGAUGCCGGCGUCGUAUCGAGGUCUGCAGAAGGACUGGCGAGAAUGAUGACCAUCAUCGUUGAGGUGUUCGCUGAGUUCGGGCUAACGGCGUCGGAAAAGAAGACGGAGACGCUCCUGAUGCGCGCGAAGGACAAGCCGACCACAACAUCACAGCCCCCCCCCCCUCCACAGCUGACCAUCGAAGCCGCGGGACAGAAAUACGCCCAGACGACCGAGUUCCGGUACCUCGGUGGCCUCGUCAACGAACAUGGCGACCUCACCCGGGAGAUCAACUACAGGAGCAGAGGAGCGUGGGCGUGCCUCAGGCGAUAUGGCCGGGAGCUCUUCGACAGACAGCAAGCGCCAUUCCGACUAUGAUCCGCCUGCUCCAGGCGGAGGCGAUGGGGGCACUGCUGUACGGCUGCAUGACAUGGUCACCACUC
Messenger RNA from Ectocarpus sp. CCAP 1310/34, 967 nucleotides. The record is from the annotation of a GenBank genome assembly. Lineage: Eukaryota; Phaeophyceae; Ectocarpales; Ectocarpaceae.